Molecule: messenger RNA, 585 nt
Organism: Racocetra persica
Lineage: Eukaryota; Fungi; Glomeromycota; Glomeromycetes; Diversisporales; Gigasporaceae
Source: the annotation of a GenBank genome assembly
GUAUAUGUAGCUGGUUUUGGUUCAGGCAUUGCAUGUUUUCUGGUCAGUACACCAACAGAAUUGGUUAAAUGUAGAGCUCAGGCUGUUAAGCAAAAAAGUCUGUUUAUGUCAUCAACCACAUGGAAUGUGUUUAAAGAUAUAAUUCAAACGAGAGGAAUCAAAGGACUUUAUCAAGGCGGUCUUAUAACAAUCAUUCGUGAUGCCCCAGGUUAUGGUGUUUAUUUUUGGACUUAUGAAGCACUUAAGCGUUCGUUGAAUGUGACAUCAGACAAUUUUGAUCAUUAUAAUAGUCCAAAGUUACUUUUUUCUGGUGGAAUGGCUGGUGUUCUCUCAUGGGCUAGCAUUUACCCUUUAGAUGUAAUUAAAUCACGCAUACAAACGCAACCUGUUUUAUCUAAAUCUAACAUGAACAAAACAAUGACAUCGUUUGUCUACUAUAAUCGGCCUUUAACCAAAAUUCAUGUAUCUUCUACAUCUUGUUCUGGCAUUAUUGGUUGUGCUAUAUGUUCAUAUCGUAAGGAAGGAAUUUCUGUAUUUUUUAAAGGGAUUACACCUACGCUUGUGAGGGCUUUGCCAGUAAACGCA